Messenger RNA from Penicillium verhagenii, 1344 nucleotides. Its product is annotated as succinate--CoA ligase subunit beta. The record is from RefSeq and is a predicted model, not a curated record. Gene Ontology annotation, molecular function: succinate-CoA ligase (ADP-forming) activity; ATP binding; metal ion binding. The transcript is spliced from 6 exons. Lineage: Eukaryota; Fungi; Ascomycota; Eurotiomycetes; Eurotiales; Aspergillaceae. Gene Ontology annotation, cellular component: mitochondrion; succinate-CoA ligase complex. The coding region runs from base 1 to 1344 and encodes 447 amino acids. Gene Ontology annotation, biological process: tricarboxylic acid cycle; succinyl-CoA metabolic process.
AUGAAUACUUGGCGUCCGACUACACGUCUAUCUCGAUAUGCAGGAAAACUACUCAAGUCCCAGAGACGAGGGCUGGGACUGCUGGAAUUUAAUUCCCACAAGCUUCUGCGACAUUUCGACAUCCCAGUGCCGAAUGGACAUGUGGUGACGAAUGCAGAGGAAGCUCAGACUGUUGUAACGACCAUUCACGCGCCCUCGAUCCUCAAAGCCCAAGUGCUCGCCGGCGGCCGCGGGAAAGGCAAAUGCAGCAGCGACGGCAAAGGAGGAGUGCGCAUGGUCAACACGCAAGUACUCCCAACACAACACCUUCGACAAAAAGAAACCCACUCCACUCCAAGAACCCCUAAUCUAACCAGCAACCUACAACCCAGACCAAGCGAAGCCUUCGACAGCGCAAGCAAAAUGCUGGGCUACUACCUGACCACCAAACAAACACCCCCAGAAGGCCUUCUCGUAAAAAAGCUCUACAUCUACAAAGCCGUCGACGUCGCCCAAGAGCUCUACGUAGCCCUAACCUUCGACCGCGAACGCGGUAUGCCCGUCCUCCUAAUCUCCGACCACGGAGGCGUAAACAUCGAAGACGACGUCUCCCAGCUCCAAAAAUACUGGUUCCACAUGCCGCACGGGAUCGGGCCCGAGAUAACAGCCUACAUCCAAGCGCAGCUAGGCUUCUCGGACGCAGAGAUGGGCACGCUCUCGCACAUCCUGCGGCAGAUGGUGGAGCUAUUCGAAGAAAAGGACGCGACGCUGCUGGAGCUCAACCCGCUUGUGCGGACGCCGGAGGGCGACUUUGUGUGUCUGGAUGCGAAGUUUAGUUUUGAUAAUUCGGCGCGGUUUAGGCAGAAAGGCCUGUUUAGUCUUGAGGAGCGCUCGGAGGAGGAGGAGCUGGAGUUUGAGGCGGCGGAGCUGGGGCUUUCGUAUGUGCGGCUGGAUGGGGAUAUUGGGAAUAUUGUUAAUGGGGCGGGGCUGGCGAUGGCGACUAAUGAUUUGAUUGGGCUUUGUGGGGGGAAGUGUGCUAAUUUUUUGGAUGUUGGGGGUGGGGCGACGAAGGAGACUUUGUCGAAGGCUUUUGAGAUUCUGAAUAAUGAUGCGAGGAUAAGGGGGAUUUUGGUUAAUAUUUAUGGUGGAAUUGUUCGAUGCGAUAUGAUUGCUGAGUCGAUUAUUGCUGCUGCUGCUGAGAUGGGCGGGUUCAAGGUCCCGGUUGUUGUUCGAUUGCAGGGUACUAAUUCUGACAAGGGCUUGAAGCUGAUUGCGAACUCGAAUGCGGGAAACCUCACCGUGGAGCCGGACUUUGAGACUGCUGCUCAAACGAUCGUUCAACUGGCCGAGCUGGAGUCUCGGUAG